UUUCAGUGACUACCUUCUAUGAUAUAUAUUUAUUUUAGUUAUAUUUAUAUACUGUUUUGAGUGCUAAUUGCGUUUUGCUCAGUAUGUAUUUUGUUUAAUUGACAACAUUAUCCUUCUCUUUUACUUGUGGUUUCAUAUAUAUCAAUCGCAAUGGCAUCUGGAAAGGAUGUUCUUCAUAUUGCCGUAAAGAUUCUUGCGGAUAAUGGCUACUACAAGACAUUGAAGCGUUUACGUAAGGAGUCUGGUGACGAAUUGUUACGCCCGGAGAACGUGCCAUUAGGUGUUCAGCAAUUUAAUUUGAAUGCGUUAUGUGCUGGUUUGAUCACACCCAUUGAAUUGGCCCCUUCUAAACAGCCUAUUGUCGAUGUUGUUUCUGAUGUAGAGGACAGUUCAGUCGUUGAUAAACCUUCUUUGCCACCAUCUAGUGCAAAAGACAAGAGGUUGUGCAAAGCAUCAGAUGAUUCCAAUACUGACUUGGACGCUCCUUCUACAGGUCGUUUUAAGCGUAUUCAGGAUGACGUGUGGUUAAAUCGCAUAGAGAAGGAGGAGUUAAAGCAGAAUUCGUACACUAUGAAGAAUGACGAGUUUUCGUUGAAGGCUGCUCAGGACCUUAUUCAGGUGAAGGGUAAAAACUUCCGUACCGAGAAGAUGAAGAAGAAGCGUGCUUCUUGGAAGGGUUCAGGUGAAAUCACAUCUCAAGUGAAUUCAAUAAAGUUUGACGACUCUGACAGUGACUAGUUUUAACUGUUACUUUAUGUGCCAUGUUUUGUGGCGUUUC
Babesia bovis T2Bo is the source of this 778-nucleotide messenger RNA. RefSeq names its product SRP40 C-terminal domain family protein. NCBI's taxonomy places the organism in Eukaryota, Apicomplexa, Aconoidasida, Piroplasmida, Babesiidae. The record is from RefSeq and is a predicted model, not a curated record. Gene Ontology annotation, molecular function: protein binding. The transcript has 5 exons. Bases 151 to 738 code for a protein of 195 amino acids.